Pseudophryne corroboree (corroboree frog) is the source of this 597-nucleotide messenger RNA. RefSeq names its product BLOC-1 related complex subunit 6 (gene BORCS6). NCBI's taxonomy places the organism in Eukaryota, Metazoa, Chordata, Amphibia, Anura, Myobatrachidae. Gene Ontology annotation, biological process: lysosome localization. The record is from RefSeq and is a predicted model, not a curated record. Gene Ontology annotation, cellular component: BORC complex. Bases 146 to 544 code for a protein of 132 amino acids. The transcript is spliced from 4 exons.
GUGAGCGGGCGUGGCGUGAGUGACAGGAGGCUGGCUCCGCCCCCCGGGCCCCAUUAAGCAGCAGCGGCACCGGUUCGGGAAGAAGCGGCCGGGAUGUGAGCUCGGCGCCCGGUCUCCUGGUCACCGCGGCCCCAGCACUGUGAGGAUGAGCUCCGGCCGGCACAGCUCGGAGAGGGAGUCCGACGCCGGUGUCCGCCAUCAUGCGCUGCAGCGAAGUAAGGCCGACAUCCCGCCCAUCGACCUGGAGGUGCUGAAAGAUUUGGAAAUCCUCACGCAAGACGUCGCCCUGAAGGUCGACCAAAUGAUGAAGAGUCUGAACGGCACAAUACAGAACAUGACGGCGCUCAGCGUGGGAUACAUCCAGACGUACAGGGAUUCAGUGGACAGUCUGGGAGAGUCUGUGGAUAUGAGCAUUAAGGGCAUGUACACGUUGAUGGCUCGCUGUGAGGAACUGGACAGGACCAUGCAUCCGAUUCAUGCUCUGGCCAAACAAAUCAGGGAAAUUAAACGCACCCUGGACAUGUUUGAAGCGCUAUGUAAAUAAGUCAUUGAUAAGGCACUCGGAUUAUAUUUUUAAAUAAAUACAUUAAUGCAGCA